Molecule: messenger RNA, 585 nt
Organism: Botrytis byssoidea
Lineage: Eukaryota; Fungi; Ascomycota; Leotiomycetes; Helotiales; Sclerotiniaceae
Exons: 3
Coding region: 1-585 (194 amino acids)
Source: RefSeq, a predicted model, not a curated record
AUGUCGUCAUUUUCUGUCCCCGCUGUUCGCAAUGCUACUGGUGUCUCUGCUGAGAAUAGCGUAACGGCAAUCAUCAUGCGCAAUCGAGCGAUUCUCUACGAGAGCAACAAUCCCACCAGUGCUUUCAAUCCUUCGAUCUUGAAUUUACUCAAUACCAUGCCCAACGAUGAAGCUUCCGAGUCCAGAUUAUUUGCCCGCGCAUCCGAGAAGAGACAAUCCCACAUCGACACAACCAUUCUCCUCGAUGGCGCAUCCGAUGGCGCAUCCGACAUCCGUCAACAGUCUGUCGAAAAAUCCUCAGAAGACUCAAGCGCCCAGAAUGAAACCGUCGAUGAAAAAUCCACUACUGCUUCUUUCUUCCGCUGUUGCCAGUGUCAGCAUACAUCUCACUCGCCAACUUGUGGCAGAGAAGAACAGAAAAUCGGCGUCGUUCAGGGAAAAGAGCAGAAAAUUCUCAUAGUCAAUAGCGAAUGCGAACAUGAGAAGUGCUCUCGAUGCGUCAAUGUUGAUGAGAAUGGUGUGCGUGUUGGUGUAAAGCCGUGGGAGUUGGGAUGGACAGGUCCUGCUGUUCCCACACAGCCCUAG